AUUUACCGACCUCCUAAACUGAUAACAAUCCCGGUAACGGGUCGCGUCCCAGAGUUUGAAACACAUUUUAAAGAGCGGGUUGGCCUGCCAGCCUCCAGGGUUACUGUACCUCUACCCCUUCCUAUCCCAGACCAGCCAGCUUCCCGAGGCUUUGCUCACCUAGCAACCAGGCGGCGACGGCAGACACUUCCGGAACCAGGCGGAGUCGUCCAAUCGGCUCUGCAGGUUCGCCGCAGCGGCUGAUGGGGCGCGGGAGACUGCGCUGCCGCCGGCGUCUGCACCAUGGUGACGAGCGGCGGUGGGGCCAGGGUAGCCAUGGCGGCUUGGUCCACCUUCGCCGCGGCUGUGAACGUAUUCCUCCUGUUGGCCCUCCCGCGAGUUUCACACGCCCAGACCUUCUCAUUUCCAUUCCUGCAGCCGGAGUCGUGCGGCCACAACCAGUACUUCGAUAUCUCCGCGCUGUCCUGUGUGCCGUGUGGAGCCAACCAGAGGCAGGAUGCCCGAGGAACUUCAUGUGUGUGUUUACCAGGAUUUCAGAUGAUCUCUAAUAAUGGAGGACCUGAUAUUAUUUGUAAAAAGUGCCCGGAAAACAUGAAAGGUGUUACUGAAGAUGGCUGGAAUUGCAUUUCUUGCCCUGGUGGUUUAACUGCAGAAGGAAAAUGCCACUGUCCUACUGGCCAUAUUUUAGUGGAAAGAGAUGUUAACGGAACAUUGUUGUCUCAAGCAACUUGUAAGCUCUGUGACGAAAAUCAAAACUCUUUUACAGUAGCAAAUGCUUUAGGAAACAGAUGUGUUCGAUGUGAGCCAACAUUCGUCAAUACCAACAGGUCCUGUGUGUGUUCGGAACCGAACAUUUUAACAGGGGGAUUAUGUUUCAGCAGCACAGUGAAUUUUCCUUCACGUGUAAUUUCAUCUGCCCGUUAUGGAGAACCUGGCAUGUCUUUCACUUCAGAAUGGUUUGCAAAGUAUUUGCAGUCAUCAGCAGCUGCUUGUUGGGUGUAUGCCAAUCUAACAUCUUGCCAAGCUCUCGGAAAUAUGUGUGUGAUGAACAUGAAUUCUUAUGACUCUGUCACUUUUGAUGCAUGCCGACUGUUUCAGUUUAUCUUUGAAAAUACUGGACUGCGCACUGUUCAUUCUAUUUCAUUUUGGAGACGGAAUCUUCCAUGGCUCUUCUAUGGAGACCAGCUAGGAUUAGCACCUCAAGUACUCAGUACCAUACCUCUUCCUACAAAUUUCAGUUUUAAAGGGGAAAACCAGAAUAGAAAACUGAAGUUUAUUGCUGCUUCCUAUGAUGUAAGAGGAAAUUUUCUCAAGUGGCAGACAUUAGAAGGAGGUGUUUUACAGCUUUGUCCAGACACAGAGACAAGACUGAAUGCUGCUUAUUCUUUUGGAACAACCUAUCACCAAAACUGUGAGAUUCCUAUUUCUAAGAUCUUAACCGACUUUCCCUCUCCUAUAUUUUAUGAUGUGUACCUUGAAUAUACUGAUGAAAAUCAACACCAGUAUGUUUGGGCUGUGCCUGUGUUAAACCUAAAUCUUCAGCACAAUAAAAUAUUUGUAAACCGAGACAGUAGCCCCGGCAAGUGGCUUCUGACUCGGCGCAUUUUCUUAGUGGAUGCACUAAGUGGACGGGAAAAUGACUUAGGAAGUCAGCCAAGAUUAACUCGAAUUGCUACCCAAAUAUCACUGAGCAUCUACCUUGUGCCCAACACAAAAAAUGGAAACAUUUACCCUCCCUUAAUUACCAUUGCCUACAGCGACAUUGAUAUCAAAGAUCCCAACAGCCAGUCUGUGAAGGUUUCUUUCUCAGUCAAAUAUGAAAUGAAUCAAGGAGAAGCACAAGUCCAGACAGAUAUUGCUUUAGGCGUUUUGGGUGGGCUGGCUGUUUUAUCAUCUCUUUUGAAGACAGCAGGGUGGAAGAGGCGCAUUGGGAGUCCCAUGAUUGAUUUACAGACAGUUAUGAAAUUCUUGGUGUACUAUGCUGGUGAUCUGGCCAAUGUUUUCUUCAUCAUCACUGUGGGAACAGGUCUAUAUUGGCUUAUUUUCUUCAAAGCACAGAAAUCUAUCUCUGUUUUGCUACCAGUGCCAGCUCAGGAAGAACGUCUUGUUACUUAUGUGGGAUGUGCUUUUGCUCUGAAGGCUCUGCAAUUUUUGCAUAAGCUUAUGUCCCAGAUUACCAUAGAUAUAUUCUUUAUUGACUGGGAGCGACCUAAAGGAAAGGUUCUGAAAGCUGUUGAAGGUGAGGGCGGUGUUCGCAGUGCCAUGGUUCCUGUGAGCAUAUGGAGAACAUAUUUUGUAGCAAAUGAAUGGAAUGAAAUUCAAACUGUGAGAAAAAUUAAUCCACUCUUCCAAAUACUUACUGUCCUCUUUUUUUUGGAGGUUGUAGGAUUCAAGAACUUAGCAUUAAUGGACUCAUCCUCUAGUCUUUCCAGAAGCCCAACUAGCUAUAUAGCUCCCUAUAGCCGCAUUUUAAGAUACGCAGUGUCUACUGCUCUUUGGCUAGUCAUUGGAAGUUUACAGAUCAUGUUCUUUGCUGUCUUUUAUGAGAGAUUUAUAGAAGAUAAAAUUCGACAGUUUGUGGAUUUAUGCUGUAUGAGCAAUAUAUCAGUGUUUCUGUUAUCCCACAAAUGUUUUGGAUAUUACAUUCAUGGUAGAUCAGUACAUGGGCAUGCAGAUACUAAUAUGGAAGAAAUGAAUAUGAAUCUUAAAAGAGAAGCGGAAAACUUGUGUAGCCAGAGAGGUUUGGUACCAAACACAGACGGUCAGACUUUUCAGAUUGCAAUUUCCAGCCAGAUGAGACAACACUAUGACAGAAUUCAUGAGACACUAACAAGGAAAAAUGGCCCUGCCAGACUAUUGAGUUCAUCGGCAAGUACAUUUGAGCAGAGUAUAAAAGCAUAUCAUACUAUGAAUAAAUUUCUUGGCUCUUUCAUUGAUCAUGUUCAUAAGGAAAUGGACUACUUUAUAAAAGACAAAUUGCUUCUUGAAAGAAUUCUUGGAAUGGAAUUCAUGGAACCAAUGGAAAAAAGCAUCUUUUACAAUGAUGAAGGAUAUUCUUUCAGCAGUGUCCUGUAUUAUGGAAAUGAAGCCACUCUUCUUAUUUUUGAUAUGCUGUUCUUCUGUGUUGUGGAUUUGGCUUGCCAAAAUUUUGUUCUAGCAGCCUUCCUUACAUACCUACAACAAGAGAUUUUUAGAUUUAUACGUAAUACAGUAGGACAGAAGAAUUUGGCAUCCAAAACAUUAGUGGAUCAAAGAUUUCUGAUUUAAUUUUGUGAAUAACUUCAAAGACAACAUAGCUGUGGCAAAAACAGUCAUGAUCAUCAGGUUAGUUUGCCAAAGUUUUUAAAACUUUUAAUACAAAUUAUUCUAUUUUUCUUUGUUUUCUAAUCUAAGAAAGAUUUAUUUUUAUAAUUUGUGGAUACAUAACUUCUUUGUGAAUAUGUAGUGUGAUAUAAUGAAGAAUGUUGUUUUCCCAUUUGUGGUGGUAUUUAAUUCACCAGUUCAUAAAGUAGAUAAACUGACAGCAGGGCAAAGGAAAUCUACGUGUUGCUGUCAGCAUAACACUUUGCAAUGGUAAUGAAAGCAGUCCCCAUCAUUUGUCUCUGUAGAUAAUUUUAUAAACUGGGAUUUGCCUACAUUUUCUCACAUUGACAAAAUUACUUAGUUCCAAGUUCAAGGCUAGUUUUCAGUUUAGCAGUUUCUGGUUUUUACUUAACGUUAUGGUAAAUAAAUGUUGAAAACUAUUUUCAAGUACUUAGAAAUUUGAAAUUGUAUAUUGCUGACUCAAUUGGUCUCAUUUUAAUUUCUCACCCUGUUUGGCAAUGGACUAAUUCACUCUUGGAUUAAUAGGCAUCUCAUGAGAUGGUAUAUAUUCAUUCCUUUGUAUACCUGUAUUGUUAGGUCAGGAGAUCUUUCCCGUAAAGCGUGUAUAUAUCUUAACUAUCAUUUACAUUUAAAACAAAGCUAUAAUGUGUGACAUUUUCCCCAAUAUAGUUUUUCAUAUAUUUUAAAAAUUACAUUUUAAGAGCACUCCCAAGUUUUGCUCUUCCAUUAUAUUUAAAGAUUAUAAAUAAUGAACUGUAAAUUUAUCAUGCUAUAUUGACAAGAUGAUUUAUUGAAAGCAAACUUAGGCUUCAUAAAUCAGUACACUUGUAUUUUUUUUAAAUAAGGAAAAAAAAUUAGGAUCCAAAAUAUACUUAAUGUAGAUUCUGAACCAUGUAGUAAUAAUUUCCCAUGACAUGAGUUUUUUUCUUUAAAAUACUCUUCAAUAAUCCUUUUCAUUGUAUACUGUAUACUUGAAAGUCAUCUUAUGUUUCAAGUAUAAUGAUCAUUAACCCACAAACCAUCAUUUCUUACUGCCUUCUAUGUUGAUGCUGUGUAAAUACAUAAAUACAAUGUUAUGUAAAUAUUGUUUCUAUUUUUUAAUUGAAAAUAUGGAAUAAAACAUUUGUUGUCUCUGUU
Molecule: messenger RNA, 4461 nt
Organism: Panthera uncia (snow leopard)
Lineage: Eukaryota; Metazoa; Chordata; Mammalia; Carnivora; Felidae
Gene: TMEM67
Product: transmembrane protein 67
Exons: 28
Coding region: 283-3267 (994 amino acids)
Biological process (GO): cilium assembly
Cellular component (GO): MKS complex; ciliary transition zone
Source: RefSeq, a predicted model, not a curated record